Molecule: messenger RNA, 4840 nt
Organism: Ricinus communis (castor bean)
Lineage: Eukaryota; Viridiplantae; Streptophyta; Magnoliopsida; Malpighiales; Euphorbiaceae
Product: eukaryotic translation initiation factor 5B
Exons: 13
Coding region: 292-4317 (1341 amino acids)
Molecular function (GO): translation initiation factor activity; GTPase activity; GTP binding
Source: RefSeq, a predicted model, not a curated record
ACGUAGUUUUUACACUGAAUUAUAAUAACCUAACCUAAGUAGUAGCCGACCUCUGAUAUCUCUUUGCUGUCUACUAUUUUUCUUUUUUCUCUUUUCUAUUUUGCAAGUUUUCCAGGCAAAACUCAACAUCCGACCAUAUAGCUCCCGCUGCCAGGAAUUGCAGCCUGCACGAUUCGGAGGAGCAGCUCCCUCCUUGUUACUUGCCUGUCUGACGCACGAAUCGCAGGAUUCUCUCUUUUUCUGUAUCAAAGGCUUCAAAUUCCUCGAAUUAAUUGAACUGUGUGUAACUCGAUGGGUCGAAAGAAGCCUACUGACGAGAAUCCUCAGGGUGGUGGUGGGAAAUCAAAGAAAAAGCAAUUGGCGAUUGAUGAUGAUGAGUACAAUAUUGAUACAGGGCUCUCUGAGGAGCUGAAUGACAAGGUUUCACUUACUGGGAAGAAGAAAGGCAAAAAGGGGAACCAAAAAAGCUUACAGCCUGAUGAGGAAAAGGAAGACGUGGAAGAGGACGGUGAGAUUCAGGAUUUAGUCUUUUCCGGAAAGAAGAAAUCAAAAGGAAAGAAGAAUGGAACUGCUAGUGUAUUUUCAGCAUCACAGUUUGGGUUACUUAGAGAUGAAGAUAAUGAUAACAAUGAUGAUGAGGAGACCUCUGAUUUACUUGGUGAUAAAAAUAGUGAGGUAGAAGACGAACCAGUUGUAAGCUUUACUGGGAAGAAAAAAGCAUCAAAGAAACCUAACAAGACCAGUGGUAGUUUGUUUAGUGCUGCAGCUUUUGAUGCACUUGAUGAUGAUAAUGAAGGAGAGGAGAUUGAUAAAUCUGAGGAGGGUAAUGAUGAUUAUGAUAUGCCAGUUAUUGAGUUUACUGGGAAAAAGAAGUCAUCCAAGGGUGCGAAGAAGGUUGGUAGUUCUGUGUUCACAGCAGCUACUCUUCAUGGGUUAGAUGACAAUGAAGAGGUGAAUGGGGAUGAGGAUGAAGACGAUGGAGCUAUAACUUUCUCAGGAAAAAAGAAGUCAUCCAAGAAGGCAGGCAAUAAGUUCAGUUCAGCACUGCUUGAAGAGGAAAAUGAUGAAGAGGCUUCUGCAACUGUUAAAAUUAGUGAUGAUAUAGCAGAAGCUGAGGAUGAUGAUGGAGCGGCUAUUACAUUUACAGGUAAAAAGAAAUCAUCUAAGAAGAAGGGCAAAGUUAAUGAUGAUGUAGCAGAGCAACAGACUGGUGUUCUUGAAGCUAAGGAUAAGGGUGAAGAGGUGGUAGAAACUUCAAAGAACAAGAAAAAGAAGAAGAAUAAGAGUGGAAGGACUGCUCAAGAAGAGGAGGAUUUGGACAAGAUUCUUGCAGAGCUUGGUGAGGGGUUACCUACUGAAAAACCCUCUGCAUCUACUCCACAAGAGGAGAGCAAUCAGGUCCAUCUUGAACAAGUUCCACCAGAGAAUGCUUCAGGUGAGAAGGAAGGUGAGGAAGAAAAAGAAGAGUCUGCUGCAGCGAAGAAGAAGAAAAAGAAAAAGGAGAAGGAAAAGGAGAAGAAAGCUGCUGCAGUCGCGGCUGCUGCUGCUGCAUCACAGGGGAAGGAAGAAAUAGUGGAGCAAGCAAAAGCUGAAACAAAAGAACCGAAAAAGAGUGACGCAAAAGGCAAAGCUGCAGAUAAGAAAGUGCCGAAGCAUGUUAGAGAGAUGCAAGAGGCACUUGCUAGGCGAAAAGAAUUGGAGGAGAGGAAGGCUAGGGAAGAAGAGGAGAAGAGGAGAAAGGAAGAAGAGGAAAGGCGUAGGCAAGAAGAACUUGAGAGGCAAGCAGAAGAAGCUAGGCGUAGGAAGAAGGAAAGGGAAAAAGAGAAACUCUUGAAGAAGAAACAAGAAGGCAAACUCUUAACAGGAAAGCAGAAGGAAGAACAACGACGGUUAGAGGCUAUGAGGAAUCAAAUACUUGCUAAUGCUGGUAUUACUAUUCCUGCAGCAGACAAAGAAGGUGCGCCAACAAAAAGACCCAAGUACCACACUAAGAAGUCAAAGCCAGCUGCUAAUCAUCAUGCAAAUGAUGCUGCCCCAGUUAAGCUGGAGGAGAACGUAGAAGCUACAGAAAAAGAGCAAGAACAACAAGAUGCCGAGAUUGAGGUAGAGCCUGUGGAGAUGGAGAAGGUUGCAGAAGAGGAAUCUAUAAAUGCGGAAGAGAAAACAGAAGUUAGAACAGAGGAGAAUGGGAUGGAGGAAGAUGAGGAUGAUGAGGAGUGGGAUGCAAAGAGCUGGGAUGAUGUUAAUCUUAAUGUUAAGGGUGCAUUUGAUGAUGAGGAGAUUGAUUCUGAGCCCAAAAAGAAAGAGGUAAAGAAUGCUGCUCCGGCUUCUCGCAAUGCAGACCCUCCUGCAGCUGCCAAGCCUGCUGUUGCAGGCCAAACACCUAUUCCUUCACAGUCAGUUAAAUCUCAGGAUGCUGCAAUUAAGAAACCUCAUCCCGAGGUUGAUGAUAGUGGAAAAAAUAGGACAAAAGAUGCUGCUGCAAAAAAUAAAACGCCACCUUCAGAUGCCACUCCUAAAGAAAGUGAAGAAAACCUCCGCUCUCCAAUAUGUUGUAUAAUGGGCCAUGUUGAUACUGGUAAAACCAAACUGCUAGACUGUAUCCGAGGCACUAAUGUCCAGGAAGGUGAGGCUGGGGGUAUUACACAGCAGAUUGGUGCAACAUACUUUCCAGCUGAGAACAUAAGAGAGAGAACCAAAGAAUUGAAAGCCGAUGCAAAACUAAAGGUCCCAGGUCUACUGGUUAUUGAUACACCUGGCCACGAGUCAUUUACUAAUUUAAGGUCCAGGGGCUCAGGUUUGUGUGACAUUGCGAUCUUGGUUGUGGACAUUAUGCAUGGCUUGGAGCCACAGACAAUAGAAUCACUAAAUCUCUUGAGGAUGAGGAAUACAGAAUUUAUUGUUGCAUUGAAUAAGAUGGACAGACUCUAUGGAUGGAAAGUUUGUCGCAAUGCACCGAUAGUGAAAGCAAUGAAGCAACAGUCUAAAGACGUGCAAAAUGAAUUCAAUAGGAGGCUUACAGGGGUUAUAACUCAGUUCAAGGAGCAGGGGCUGAAUACUGAGCUGUACUAUAAAAAUAGAGAAAUGGGAGAAACUUUCAGUAUUGUCCCUACUAGUGCUAUUAGUGGAGAAGGCAUUCCUGAUUUAUUAUUGUUAUUAGUUCAGUGGACUCAGAAAACAAUGGUUGAGAAACUUACAUAUAGUGAUGAAGUGCAGUGUACAGUGUUGGAGGUUAAGGUUAUUGAAGGUCAUGGAACAACAAUUGAUGUUGUGUUAGUUAAUGGUGUGCUUCAUGAAGGAGAUCAAAUUGUCGUUUGUGGUUUUCAGGGGCCUAUUGUUACCACCAUUCGAGCUCUGUUGACACCUCACCCAAUGAAGGAACUUCGAGUUAAGGGGACAUAUCUACACCACAAAGAAAUUAAGGCUGCGCAGGGUAUCAAGAUCAGUGCACAGGGCCUUGAGCAUGCUCUUGCUGGCACAGGUCUAUAUGUCGUAGGACCAGAUGAUAAUUUGGAGGAUAUCAAGGAAGCAGCAAUGGAAGACGUCAGAUCGGUGAUGAACCGGAUUGAAAAGAGGGAUGAGGGAGUCUAUGUCCAAGCAUCUACCCUAGGGUCAUUGGAAGCAUUGCUGGAAUUUUUAAAGUCACCAGCUGUAGGCAUUCCUGUUAGUGGCAUAGGCAUAGGCCCAGUACACAAAAAGGACGUUAUGAAGGCCAGUGUAAUGCUUGAGAAGAAAAAGGAGUAUGCCACUAUCUUGGCUUUUGAUGUUAAAGUGUCUCAAGAGACUCGGGAACUUGCAGAUGAUCUGGGUGUGAAGAUUUUCAUGGCUGACAUCAUUUAUCACCUAUUCGAUCAAUUCAAGGCUUAUAUUGACAACUUGAAGGAGGAAAAGAAGAAAGAAGCUGCAGACGAGGCAGUGUUCCCUUGCGUUCUUAAGAUUUUACCUAAUUGCAUUUUCAACAAGAAAGAUCCAAUUGUCUUGGGAGUUGAAGUUACUGAUGGCAUAGUCAAGGUUGGGACUCCAAUUUGUGUUCCUGACAAAGAUUUUAUUGACAUUGGCCGUGUUGCUUCCAUUGAAAAUAACUAUAAGGCUGUUGAUUAUGCCAAGAAAGGCCAGAGUGUGGCAAUUAAGCUUGUUAAUAACAGUCCUGAGGACCAGCAGAAAAUGUAUGGCAGGCAUUUUGAUCAUGAAGAUUUACUUGUCAGUCGUAUUUCAAGGACAUCAAUUGAUGUUCUUAAAGCUAAUUACCGGGAUGAUCUGUCAAUGGACGAAUGGAGGCUGGUUGUCAAGCUGAAGAACAUUUUCAAGAUACAGUAAGAUGGUUCGUUCACUGGGAUGGGACAAGACAUGAGUGGAGGGUACAGGACAAAGACCAGACAAAAUAGUUGUCUGGUACUGUAUCUUUCUUUUGACACAUUGAGGCUAUUAACCCAGGAAAACAACAGAAGUCGGAAACUUGUACUGGCACUGGUCGAGGCUAUAUGCAACCAUGGCUAUGUCAUCUUUAAGAUUUUCCACCAAAACCAUGGCUAUGUCAUCUUUAAGAUUUUCCACCAAAAGUCACCUUAAGGCUGGUCUAAGCUCUCUGUAACAAUCUGCACCAGAUCACUUGAAGGCUGCACCCAAUCACUUGAAUUGGAGGCUGGUCUGAGCUCGUGAAAAGAAAAUUAAAUUAUUUUUUUCUUUUUCGAAAAAAAAAAAAACGCAAUUUUGUUAUUUGUGUUUGUCCAUCCAUACUGCACUUGGUGCUAAAUUUUCUUGUGUUGAGCCGAGUUUUCUUAGCCUAUAUAGACGAAGACUGGAAAAAUAUAUGAAAAUGACAAAAUUGCCCCUUCUCAUA